Molecule: messenger RNA, 1940 nt
Organism: Manis javanica (Malayan pangolin)
Lineage: Eukaryota; Metazoa; Chordata; Mammalia; Pholidota; Manidae
Gene: FOXA3
Product: forkhead box A3
Biological process (GO): anatomical structure morphogenesis; regulation of transcription by RNA polymerase II; cell differentiation
Molecular function (GO): protein domain specific binding; transcription factor binding; DNA-binding transcription factor activity, RNA polymerase II-specific
Source: RefSeq, a predicted model, not a curated record
GCAGCCGCCUCCCGCGGCGCCCGGCAAGGCUGGGACCCCGGGCGGUCGGACGGGACGGCCCCGGUCGGACCUCGGAACGUGCCGGCUGAGAAAUUCGAAGCCCUCGGUUCCCCCCGGGUCGGAGCGGUAGCGGGUGGGGGCGCAGGCCCGGGGGAUGCUGGGCUCGGUGAAGAUGGAGGCCCAUGACCUGGCCGAGUGGAGCUACUACCCGGAGGCGGGCGAGGUCUACUCUCCAGUGACCCCAGUGCCCACCAUGGCCCCCCUCAACUCCUACAUGACCCUCAACCCUCUGAGCUCUCCCUACCCCCCAGGGGGGCUCCCUGCCUCCCCACUCCCCUCAGGACCCCUGGCUCCCCCUGCCCCCACUGCACCCCUGGGGCCCACCUUCCCGGGCCUGGGUGCCAGCAGCGGUGGGGGCAGCAGCUCAGGGUAUGGGGGCCCGGGGCCGGGGCUGGUACCUGGGAAGGAGAUGCCAAAAGGGUACCGACGGCCCCUGGCACACGCCAAGCCGCCGUAUUCCUACAUCUCGCUCAUCACCAUGGCCAUCCAGCAGGCGCCCGGCAAGAUGCUGACCCUGAGUGAGAUCUACCAGUGGAUCAUGGACCUUUUCCCCUACUACCGGGAGAACCAGCAGCGCUGGCAGAACUCCAUCCGCCACUCGCUGUCUUUCAACGACUGCUUCGUCAAGGUGGCCCGCUCCCCAGACAAGCCGGGCAAGGGCUCCUACUGGGCCCUGCACCCCAGCUCAGGGAACAUGUUCGAGAACGGCUGCUACCUGCGCCGCCAGAAGCGCUUCAAGCUGGAGGAGAAGGUGAAGAAAGCGGGCGGUGGGACCUCCACCCCCAGGAACAGUGCAGCCACCUCGACCACCGGCUCUUCCGCCACAGUCACCUCGCCGCCCCAGCCCCAGCCUCCACCCCCCGAGUCUGAGGCCCAGGGUGGGGAAGAUGCGGGGGCUCUAGACUGUGGCUCACCCCCUUCCUCCACACCCUACUUCACGGGCCUGGAGCUCCCAGGGGAGCUGAAGUUGGAUGCUCCCUAUAACUUCAACCACCCUUUCUCCAUCAACAACCUGAUGUCGGAACAGACACCGGCACCUCCCAAACUGGACAUGGGGUUUGGGGGCUACGGGGCAGAAGGUGGCGAGCCUGGGGUCUACUACCAGAGCCUCUAUUCCCGCUCUCUGCUUAACGCCUCCUAGCAGGGGGAUGGGAUCAUGGUGGCUGGAGUAUGGCUGGAGCUCACGACAUCAGGCUCUCGGGGCUUGAUCCUCCUGGUGACACUUUGCUUGUCCCAUCAGUUAACAUCUUGGUUGGUCUAUUACUGUGGUGACUGCCAUCUCUGCGGGCAUCGUGUCCAUCCUCUGGGUACCGUGAAGACUGCUGUUGACGCCCUGGUGGGCCCAUUGGGUACCGUGAACACCGCCGUGUUGAUUGAUGGUAUCGGUGACCCGUUGGGUGCUCUGAUGGCUGUCAUCUGGGAUGACAUCUUGGUUGGCCCUUUGGGCACGAUGGUGAUGCCAUUUCAGUUACAUCUUCUUUGGCACGUUGGAUGCUGUGAUCACUUCCUUUUUGGUGGACUUCUUGGGGUAGUAGAUGCCAAGUUGGCCACCAAACUGCAUAACAUCUGUCUUGACCUGUUGGGGGUUACGGUGGCCACCACCUUGGCGGGUCAACCUAACCAGUGUACCAUGGUGCACCGUGAUGGCCACCGCAGCCCAUGUUGGCCAUUCUUCACUGUCUCUUUGGUGGGAGUUGAGUGAGGGGUGGAGAUGAGAAUACUCCUUGGUUUCUCUGGAGCCAUUCCCCCUCUGGAUCAGGAGAAACCAGAAAGGACUGGUUAGGGGGAGGGGAAUUUCUACUGAAGUCUGGCUCUUGCCUGGGAAGUGGGAUACUGGCUGUCUUUGACCAUUAAAGGCACCAUUUCUGCCUCUUACCAAA